GGAAGUAUAGUAAUAUUAGUGCAAGUCGAAAAAAAAGUAAACCCUCUUGAUUAUGGCGGGAAAUAUUAUCUUCCCACAUGAACAUAAUAAAGGAUGUGCUCUCUUCUACAAACGCAAGCGUUCCCUUAUCAAAAAACCAGUAAAUCUACCAUUUAAAAGGUAUCCCAAUUUACGCAAAAGUCAAGUGGAUCGAGUCGAUUCGGCCCUAGAGGCAGCUGCCAAUUUCUCUAGAAAAAAGGUGGACGUUGAAGAGGUUUCAGAAACGGAGGAAGACUCUUCAGAAACUGAGAUAGAUAAUUUCAAAACAAAGAAAGAAUAUCCUAAAAUGAAGAAAAAUCCCAAAGCUAAGAAAGCAAAAGCAUUAAAAAAGAUCGCGAAGCCCUCCAAAGAAAAGUCUUUCGCUUUUCGGGUUGAACAUGAGGAAACUUCUGAAGAAGAAUCUGAGGACGACUCUUCGCCAGGAACGUCUAGAAAAAUAGAUUCCGAAACCUUUAACAUAGCCAUCAGUAAAAGAAAUUACCGUCGCAUGCGAACUGCCUUGAAAUUACUUGAUUUUGUAGAGGGAAACGACGAUGACAAUGAGAGCGAUUGGUCUAUGAAUUCUACACCAUCAUCAUCUGUUUUUUUCGAUAAGGCCAGAAUUGGAGCCAAAAGGAGUACUCGGCGGUUAGAAGCCAUGCAAGAUCUGUCGCCCAAGGACUACUUUGGUUUCUGUAAGGAUUGUCGAUCGCGUUGCAGAAGUUGUGGAAGGCGUCCAUCGGCUGUGGCCAAAACAAAAAAAUAAAUGAAUUGCGAUGUGAAAUGGGAAGUUAAGAUAAAAUAUUUUUAAUCAUGGUUUUAAAAGUCAAUUUUAAAUUUAAUUAAUACAAUUUUUUUAAAUACCUAUCCAAAAUGUCAAUAAUUUAAUUUAUAAUGAAAUUGACUUUAUAGGGCUCAAUUCAAAGUUAAAUAAAAUAUGUAUUUUAUA
Molecule: messenger RNA, 967 nt
Organism: Drosophila rhopaloa
Lineage: Eukaryota; Metazoa; Arthropoda; Insecta; Diptera; Drosophilidae
Exons: 1
Coding region: 53-784 (243 amino acids)
Source: RefSeq, a predicted model, not a curated record